AAAAGAAAGAUUAUCUCAUCUUCCUCCCGGCUCUCACACAGCUUCCCCCGCUCCACGCUCUCCACGUGACCACACCUCCGGUCCUCCACACGCCCUGCGCGCACACACAGUCACACAGAGCCCCUGCCGCGUCAUGUCUCUCCUGGCUUCCCCGACGCCGUUCGGCACGGCCUCCGCCGCCGCCCGCCGUCGCCUCCCUCCCGCCACCACCCCGCUCCUGGGCCGCCGCGCCGCGCUGCACGUGGCGCUCGCGCGCCGGGGCGGCGUCUCGUCCCGCACGCAGCGGAGGCUCGAGGAGCGCGGCGGGAAGAAGCGCCGCGGCGGGGUCGACGCCCCCGCACCGCCCGACGCGGACGAGGACUACGCCGAGGCGUGGGAGGGGGUGGAGUGGGAGGGGGAGCCGCUGGGGUUCGAGGUGUCGACGACGCCGAUGCCGUACCUGCCGGACCCGGAGCAGCAAGACUUCUGGGAGGGGCCCCAGUGGGACGGGCUUGGCUUCUUCGUGCAGUACAUGUGGGCCUUCGGCGUCUUCUUCUCUUUGAUUGCUUGUGGUGUUGCCGUGGCUACAUAUAACGAUGGGGCAACAGACUUCAGAGACACUCCAGCUUUCAAGGAAUCCCAAACACAGGAGUUCCCAGAAGAGUCAGAAUCAUCAGGCUCUGAUGUGUUUGAAGGUAAUCCAACUGAGGUAGCACCAGCUCUUGAGUAGGACUGUCAAGGAGGCAUUAUGAGAAGAAAAAGGAUGAAGGCUCUCUCUUUGAGCUAUAGGGCUAUGCGGUAGCCAUUAAAAUUUGUGCAAGAUUCAGCUGAAACUCGAAACCAUAGUGGUAAGGAAAUUAGCUGGUGAUCACCAUGUACUGAAUUCUCCCCUGAUAAUCCUACGUUGAAAUCAGAAUAUGUAGAUGGUUAGUGGUGAUGAAAUUCAGUUGUGUUUUUAUGCCUUCUUUUAUUUUUAUUUAAUUUCCUGGGUACUCAAAUGGUUUGUCUACAUGUCGAGUGACAAGAAGCACAUUCAUGUC
Brachypodium distachyon (stiff brome) is the source of this 1019-nucleotide messenger RNA. RefSeq lists its product as uncharacterized. Lineage: Eukaryota; Viridiplantae; Streptophyta; Magnoliopsida; Poales; Poaceae. The record is from RefSeq and is a predicted model, not a curated record. The coding region runs from base 134 to 709 and encodes 191 amino acids. The transcript is spliced from 2 exons.